Messenger RNA from Haemonchus placei, 861 nucleotides. NCBI's taxonomy places the organism in Eukaryota, Metazoa, Nematoda, Chromadorea, Rhabditida, Trichostrongylidae. The record is from the annotation of a GenBank genome assembly.
AUGACGGCCGACAUGCGGCCACUCGUCGUCAAGGAGUGUAUCAAUAUGAUCGCUGCAGAGAUCGGUCUAAUUCCCCCGCCCAAGCCAAAUGCAAUUAUGAAACCGUUCCUUGGAGAACCGAAGGUGACAAAUCUUCAAAUCGAGCUGAACAUUUCCACCAAAUCUUUGACCAUCAUCCAUUCUGACAUGAGAGAACCAGAAAGGGUAAAUCGCUUGAUCGCUCGACACAGUAUUGAGCUUGUUUCGUUUGCAGCACAAGGGUCAGAGGCUACGAACACUGCCGAUAUGUUCGGGUAUAUAGCAAAACUUCGCAACGAAACUGAUAGGCGUUGUCAUGUAUUCCAGUUCAAUGACGUCCCAAGAGUAAUGCAUAUAAUUGAUGAUGCUAUCCGAUUGGCUACUCUUGACAUGUCACCUCCUAUGUCUCCACCCAUUCAACCUACUUCUGGUAUAGUCAAUAUUGACCCAGCAUUUGCCCAAGAACCCAAGCGGCAACCUCUAGCGCCGUCACCUCGACUAGCGAACCGAAAUCAAAUCCCUGAUCGGCCUUCCCCAGAGCCUGGUGGCUCUGGUUUAAGAGACGAUCCAAAUGGACUUCUUGGAUUGGAUUUGGGUGACAAGCCAUGGUUUCACGGUGAACUUAAUCGUGCUGGCGCUGAAUAUCUGUUGCAGAAAGAUGGCGAUUUUCUAGUCAGAACAAGUGCAAAUUCACCAGGACAGUUCAUUUUGGAUGGCAUUGAACAAGGAAGGCAUCGCCAUAUUCUUCUCAUAAAUGAUGGAGUGGUACGUUUUGAUUCAUGUUCUGCUCUUUUUUCAAGCAGAUCGCCCUGCCGACUGCAUAGUGGACUACGUCAUUGCUGA